Molecule: messenger RNA, 3680 nt
Organism: Anolis sagrei ordinatus
Lineage: Eukaryota; Metazoa; Chordata; Lepidosauria; Squamata; Anolidae
Source: RefSeq, a predicted model, not a curated record
CCUGUCACAUGACCCACGACUUACAGGAGGCGGAAGUGGGAAGAGGAAGGAGCCCAGCCGCCGCCGGUAAGAGCAAGAGCCUGUUCGUUAGUCUUGUUGUGGUUUGUGUGGCUGCUGUGAGGCUUCUUCCCCUUCCUCUCAAGGCCACUGAUGAUGCAAUGGCUUCUGCAGGGCUCUCUGGAGAGAAAUCUCCGCUGACUGUGAAAGUUGUAUCGGCGAAGCCUAAGGGCCCUGGCAGGCGCCAGCCCCGCAUCACCUCCUUCGUGGAAGUGGCAGCUGACGGACUCCCCAGCGAGACCAAGAGGACGGCCAAGAAGGCGGGAGGUGCAGAGCUGCUCUGGAACGAAAGCCUCGUCCUGAAUGUCACGCCGCAGACCCAGCUGGAGGUCAAGUUGUGGAGCUGUCAUACCCUGCGCAACGAGCUGCUUGGCGCAGCCUCCGUUGGCCUACCCGGUCUUCUUAGGCAGAGCAAAGGCAGAGUGGAGAACAAGCAGCUGACCUUGAACCUGCAGAUGGAGAACAAAGGCAGCCUUGUCUCCGGAGGGGAGCUGACGAUUUUCCUGGACGGCCCUGGUGUUGACGUGGGAAGCCUGCCGAAUGGCGGUGGCAUCGUCCUGGCAGAAGGAUCCCAAGGUGCCGGAAGGGACCCUGGCGGAGGCUCGGCUGCGUCCCCUGAAAACAGGCCCCAAGCACCCAGCACCAACUGUUUCAACGGCUGCUCCAGAUCGCACAGACAAGGGGCGGCCGGAGAGGCCAGGCAGAGUCCGGUCAACGGGGAGCAAAGCUCUAGCCCCUGGCUGCGGCGCCAGGCAGCAGGAAAGGCCCAGAGCAGCCCUGUCCUGAAUGGCACAGUGAAUGGGGAGUCUGCCGUUUCUCUCCCCGAAGUCGAAGAGGAAGUCCCUGCACCUGCAUUGAGUGCUGACUCAGGUGCAACUGAGGAACCCCCUGGGACGGAGGAGGAGGAGGCACCCCCCGACCCCAGGAGCCAGGCCUCCCAGCCCUCUGCACAUGCGCAGGAGGCGCUGCCCACCGGGUGGGAGCAGCGGGAGCUGUCCAAUGGGAGAGUCUACUAUGUGGACCACAACACCAAGACCACCACCUGGGAGCGGCCCCUCCCACCUGGCUGGGAGAAGCGGGUGGACCCCCGUGGGCGCUACUACUACGUGGACCACAACACACGCACCACCACUUGGCAGCGCCCCACAGCUGAGUACGUACGCAACUAUGAACAGUGGCAAAGCCAGCGCAGCCAGCUCCACGGCGCCAUGCAGCACUUCAGCCAGCGCUUCCUCUACCAGUCCUCGGGUGCCCCGCCGGACAAUGACCCCCUUGGACCACUGCCCACUGGAUGGGAGAAGAGGCAGGACAACGGCCGUGUCUACUAUGUCAACCACAACACGCGCACCACGCAAUGGGAGGACCCCCGCACACAAGGAAUGAUCCAGGAGCCGGCACUUCCCCCUGGAUGGGAGAUGAAGUACACAAGCGAAGGGGUGCGCUACUUUGUGGACCACAACACCCGCACCACCACCUUCAAGGACCCUCGUCCUGGAUUUGAGUCUGGGAGCAAACAGGGAGGCUCCCCUGGUGCCUACGACCGCAGUUUCCGCUGGAAGUUCCACCAGUUCCGCUUCCUGUGCCACUCGAACGCGCUUCCCAGCCACGUCAAGAUCAGCGUCUCGCGACAAACGCUCUUUGAGGACUCCUUCCAGCAGAUCAUGAACAUGAAGCCCUAUGACCUCCGGCGGCGGCUCUACAUCAUCAUGCGCGGGGAAGAGGGGCUGGACUACGGGGGAAUCGCUCGGGAAUGGUUCUUCCUCUUGUCCCAUGAAGUGCUGAACCCCAUGUACUGCCUCUUUGAAUACGCCGGGAAGAACAACUACUGCCUCCAGAUCAACCCGGCUUCCUCCAUCAACCCCGACCACUUGACCUACUUCCGCUUCAUUGGCCGGUUCAUUGCUAUGGCCUUGUAUCACGGGAAGUUCAUUGACACUGGCUUCACCCUGCCCUUCUACAAGCGGAUGCUCAACAAGCGGCCCACCCUCAAGGACCUGGAGUCCAUUGACCCUGAGUUCUACAACUCCAUCGUCUGGAUCAAGGAGAACAACCUGGAGGAGUGCGGCUUGGAGCUAUUCUUCAUCCAGGACAUGGACAUCCUGGGCAAAGUGACCACCCAUGAGCUCAAGGAAGGCGGGGAGAGCAUUCGGGUCACCGAGGAGAACAAGGAGGAGUACAUCAUGCUGCUGACAGACUGGCGCUUCACUCGGGGUGUGGAGGAGCAGACCAAGGCCUUCCUGGACGGUUUCAACGAAGUGGCGCCUCUCGAAUGGCUGCGCUACUUUGAUGAGAAGGAGCUGGAGUUGAUGCUGUGUGGGAUGCAGGAGAUCGACAUGAGUGACUGGCAGAAGAACACCAUCUACCGCCAUUACACCAAGAACAGCAAGCAGAUCCAGUGGUUUUGGCAGGUGGUGAAGGAGAUGGACAAUGAGAAGAGGAUCCGGCUCCUGCAGUUUGUGACAGGGACAUGCCGCCUGCCGGUGGGAGGAUUCGUAGAGCUGAUCGGCAGCAACGGUCCCCAGAAGUUCUGCAUUGACAAGGUGGGCAAGGAGACCUGGCUCCCUCGCAGCCACACCUGCUUCAACCGCCUGGAUCUUCCUCCUUACAAGAGUUUUGAGCAGCUGAAGGAGAAGCUCCUCUUUGCCAUCGAAGAGACAGAGGGCUUUGGCCAGGAGUGAAGAAGGAGAAGUCAGCCAGCUCUGAAAGGGAGCCAAGGUGCUGCCUGCCUGCUUCCUUCCUGCCAAGAUGGCACCCAGAGCCACUUUAGAGUGCUUUGACCCACCAUGAGAGGCCUUGCAAUUGCAGGCCAACUCUUUCCCCUUUCCUGAAGCCAAGGGCAGCCUCUGAUUCGUCCCUUUUGUCAAACCACUCGACACCAAAGAGGCAGCCGCUUCAUGGGGAUCCUGGCAGGGCAAACUCAUGCUCCUCCCCAAUUUCCAAAAGCUCCCACACACCCCUUUUCUUGGCCACCAAACCCUGAGCUGUGGCUACCGUUUCGGUACCUCUGCCCUGGAUACUGUGGGUGCUGCUUGGAUAGGCCUCCCCUCUCCUUCCCCACUGUUUCAACCAAAAGCACUCAACACAAAGAAAGGAAUGAGCACUUUGGGGAGCCUCUCCCCCCGACAAAAGAUGUGUUGUCCUCCCCCCGGUGCAGAGCGACAUCAGAGUCCAGGGACAAAACCCACUUGGGCCUUUGCUUCUUCUAGAUCAGGCUUGGACCAACUUCGGCCCUCCUGGUGUUUUGGACUCCAACUCCCACAAUCCCUACUGUUAGGGAUUGUGGAACACCUGGAGGGCCAAAGUUGACCAUGCCUGUUCUAGACCCACCUACUCUUUGCCCCCAAACCCCAUUAAACGAGAAGUUGGGACCCUUCAUACCACUCUAGCCACAUUCUGGGGGAAUUGUCCAGACCCGCAGGGACUGUCCACUCUCAGCAGUUGAGGGAGGCUUGUCCUGUUGCCUUUGUGCCCGUUGAGCCUUGCAGGAUUGGGGUGGCCCCUUUGGCGGGAGGGUCCGCACCCCAAGAAUCCCAGAGGAAGCUGCCAUGUGGAUCUCCUCUUAGGACUCCAAAUCCAGCAGAUGGGGGCACCUCCCUGCUCUACACCUAGCUGAGGCAUGGGCC